UUUGGCCAAAACAAAGUUUCGAACAAAAUCAAUAAAACGGAAACGCGAGAGAGCUCUGCGCAAAAGAGAAAAGCGAACGCAAUCGCAAUCGACCAACGCAUAGAAGAAAACAAGUCAUGCCGCACAACAACCAGCCAUCGCCCGGGGACGAUCAAUUGGGACCGCCAAAGGCGGACUUCAGUGCCCCACCGCCGUACGAGGCGAACGUGGGCCAUGGCCAACAGGUGGCACUGCCGGCUCAGAUGUCAACGCUGGCCCUAGCCACACCCGAUCCCGGCCAGAUGCAGAUGCAGAUGCCGAUGCAGGUGCAGCUUCCGGGCCAGGCGGAUCUAAUGAAUGCACAGCUGCCGCCGGAGAUACACGGGAAGCUGCCCACCUACGAGGAGGUGCAAAUGGAAAAGUCGCUAAACGGAGAGCUGCCGCCCGCCUUUUUGACGCUGCCCUCCUCGCAGCAGCUUCCGCCUCCGCCGAAUCCGCUGCUGCCGCCAAAUCCGCUGCGCGAUGGAGCCGCUGCUGUGCGAUCCGCUCAGCCGGCGCUCACUUUUAUCGCCAUCGAUGCCAGUGAUCCGGAGAACAGCCUGUCGACCACGGACAACUUGCUCGGCACGGACAUCAUGUUCAUCACGGCCUUCAUUGUGGCGUUUCUCUUCAACUGGAUCGGCUUCCUGAUGCUCACCUGUUUCUGUCACACAAUUGCCGCCCGAUACGGAGCACUGUCGGGCUUCGGACUGUCCCUGGCCAAAUGGACGCUGAUCGUCAAGCACUCGACGGACCUGGCCUCGCACGAGAACUCCUGGCUCUGGUGGCUGAUCUGCGCCUUUGGCUUCCUGAUCAGCAUACGCGCUUUAAUUCAGUAUGUGAGCAUCAAGCGAUCGUGGCGCCUGCUCUCCGCCUCCGCCCAAGAACGGCUGCUAUUCUUCUACUAGGUGCGCCGGGUGGCUUUCAAUUGGCUACCAUGUAAAUACGUUGUGGGUGGCUAGGAAGCUCGAAUCUUACCCGUUCCCAACACACCCAGAAUUCCCCAGGAACCCCGGCACACAAAACAUAAACAAAAUCAAUGCGAACUUAUUUCGGAGAGUUUGCGAAAUCUCUGAGGGUUUGAAAGUAUGCCAUUAAAUGUAUUAGUCAUGUCCUACUUCAAUAUAAAUCGAAGUAAUAAGAAUGUACAAAACUA
Molecule: messenger RNA, 1174 nt
Organism: Drosophila takahashii
Lineage: Eukaryota; Metazoa; Arthropoda; Insecta; Diptera; Drosophilidae
Gene: Ndfip
Product: Nedd4 family interacting protein
Biological process (GO): metal ion transport; ubiquitin-dependent protein catabolic process; positive regulation of protein ubiquitination
Cellular component (GO): Golgi apparatus; endoplasmic reticulum; perinuclear region of cytoplasm
Molecular function (GO): WW domain binding
Source: RefSeq, a predicted model, not a curated record